Messenger RNA from Archocentrus centrarchus (flier cichlid), 3312 nucleotides. It is a transcript of the gene nck2a, whose product is annotated as NCK adaptor protein 2a. Gene Ontology annotation, molecular function: signaling adaptor activity; receptor tyrosine kinase binding. Gene Ontology annotation, biological process: negative regulation of PERK-mediated unfolded protein response; positive regulation of translation in response to endoplasmic reticulum stress; positive regulation of endoplasmic reticulum stress-induced intrinsic apoptotic signaling pathway. Lineage: Eukaryota; Metazoa; Chordata; Actinopteri; Cichliformes; Cichlidae. The record is from RefSeq and is a predicted model, not a curated record. Gene Ontology annotation, cellular component: cytoplasm. The coding region runs from base 266 to 1462 and encodes 398 amino acids. The transcript has 4 exons.
ACGCGUGAUUGAGGUGGAGGCAGUCAGCCUGCGACGGAAAAACAAGAGAGAAUAGGUCGGACAGUUCACGCUUGUUCCAUGUUUUAAAAGAAAGAGAAAAGAGUGAAACCCACGGAUAUGUGGAUGUAGGCGUUAUUUUCGUGGCUUCCGCGCAGGCUCGGUAACUCACAGUUUGGUUCGCGGGUUGUGGUUUGGGUUUGUUGUUGAGCGUGUCGCUGUUUGCCCAUUCUCACUGGAGUGAACACUAAGGAGGACUCCAUGAAAGAUGACAGAGGAGGUGAUUGUUGUAGCCAAGUGGGACUACACGGCCCAGCAGGACCAGGAACUUGACAUCCGUAAAAAUGAGCGUCUCUUCCUCCUGGACGACUCAAAGACCUGGUGGCGUGUCCGCAACGCCUCCAACCAAACGGGGUAUGUGCCAUCAAACUACGUCGAGCGCAAGAACAGCCUGAAGAAAGGCUCGCUUGUGAAGAACAUCAAAGACACUCUGGGUUUGGGAAAAACUAAGAGGAAGACAAGUGCCCGUGAUGCUUCCCCAACACCAAGCUCAGACACAGAGUACCCUUCUAAUGGCAGCGGGGGUGGAGGGGUCGGAAUCGGAGCUGCAGAGAGAAUCUACGACCUCAAUAUCCCCGCUAUAGUUAAGUUUACCUACGUAGCAGAGAGGGAUGAUGAGCUGACCCUGGUUAAGGGCUCUAAAGUGAUCGUGAUGGAGAAGUGCAGUGACGGCUGGUGGCGGGGUAAUCUAGGGGGACGUGUAGGCUGGUUUCCCUCCAAUUAUGUCCAAGAGGAGCUCGGAGUGGCAGAUGAUGGAGGAGAGGGAGAUUCCUCGCGGGGCCAUCUUGGAGGUUCUCAAGGAACUUUGUUGGCAAAUGGGCGCGCCGGUGGCCGUGGUGGAGUUCUUCACCUGGUUCAAACACUCUACCCCUUCAGCUCUGUGACGGAGGAGGAGCUAAACUUUGAGAAGGGAGAAAUCAUGGAAGUGGUGGAGAAGCCUGAGAACGACCCCGAGUGGUGGAGGUGUAAGAACUCACGUGGUAUGGUGGGCCUGGUACCUAAAAACUAUGUGAUGGUGCUGGACGAGCGGCCCGGCCUGCCCUCCUCCACGUCGAGCUCCCCACAGAAUCGCCUCCUGGCACCGGCACGCUCGGGGAGGUUUGCCGGGAGGGACUGGUACUACGGCAACAUCACCAGACACCAGGCCGAGUGUGUACUCAACGAGAGAGGAGAAGAGGGUGACUUCCUCAUACGAGACAGCGAGUCAUCGCCCAGUGAUUUCUCUGUGUCUCUGAAGGCGGUGGGUAAGAAUAAGCACUUUAAAGUGCAGCUGUCAGACGGAGUAUACUGUAUUGGCCAGCGCAGGUUUAACUCCAUGGAUGAACUAGUGGAGCAUUACAAGAAAGCGCCCAUCUUCACCAGCGAACAUGGGGAGAAGCUGUACCUGGUCAAAGCGCUGCCGUGAUUCACACACCCUCACACCUACACUGGAUCUCACACGCAAACACACACGCUCUCUCUCAUACACACAACACUAAUGCCACUCUCUAACUGUCUUAACUCAAGCCUUAGCUCUGGACCCUUUUGCUGUGGCGUCUGUACCACAUCUAGAUCCUCUCUCGCACCUCUGCGUCUUAUCUGUCCUAGCAGUGAGCAGGUGAAACUUUUUUUCUAGCUCAUCAAUCGAGCUGUUAACCUGAAGACAGCCAGCACUGUGUCAAAAAGAAAUCCACAUCCUUCAUAUACAACAUCACGCCAAAAAAAAGAAAAGGAAAAACAGGAAAAAAAAAAAAAAAACAGCCUCUCAAACUAGGAUGUGCUAUCGUGCAGUGACCAUAUCUGCUGCUAACUGAACGCCUGAGGCCUUGCUGGGUGUUGAGCUCUCCUUCUGAUGUCAUACUUAAUGUCCAUUUACUAGCACGCACAUUGUAAGUUACACCAUUGCUCUUAAUCCACACAGGAGAACCGACAAUGAACCGUUCAAAGAGGACUCAGACCUCUGAGGGACCUAACUCUCGUGUUGUCCUAUUGAAUUGCUGGCCAUUGUUUUAUUCUGUUCACUUAUUUUUAAAAGAAAUGCUUGUUAAAGAGUUAAAGAUUUUUUUUUCUUUUUUUCCUUUUUUUUAUAGCUAAAUUAAUUUCCUCUCUGGAGGUUUAUACUGUCGCUUCUUCAUUCAGUGACUUCACAAAGUGACCAGAAUCACUCUCUUGCCUUUUGCCCUUUGUCUCAGAGUUUUCACCAUUCCUCUACAUGAUUUUUCUCCCCAUUUAAAUUUCUUGACAUUUUUUUUUUUUCCAGUUAUAUCCCUCCUUGUUUCUGUGUUCACAGACCCAGUCAUUAGUAGUUUGUAAUGCUUAAAAUCUGGAUACAACACUUCCUGUAAAGCAGUUUAGAUGGGAGCACUAAUGCAAUAGUGGAGACUUCUGAUUUCCUGUAGAGUUUGAAUGUUUUAUUUGUGUAACCAAAUGUGCCACUUUGUACCCAUUACUACUGGCUCCAGGGCUGCCCCACACUCACCAUACUAUGGCAGUCAUUCAUAACUCUGUGCUCAUGCUUUAUAUAGUGUCACAUUGGACACAUUACUGUUCUGUUCUCCAGUAUUUGUCUGUAGCGACAUGAUGAUACUGACAAAUAAUUUAAAAAAAAAAAAAAAAAUUUUUUUUUUUUUUUUUUCUUUUGGUAAAACUGAUCUGUUCCAGCUUCUUCCCAUGGAAAGUAAAUACCAUCUUAGAUGUGAUUGAUGAGAACUUUUGAACGGAUAUUAAAUUGAGGAAAAAAAAGUACAAUUAUACUUGGCUGAGGCUUUGUUUCAGAGUCAAAAAAAAAAAAAAUUAGGCAGGGUAGACUACCUUUACAAAUUACAAUCUUCCAUUUAUUAACAAAUUAAUCAUAAAACGGGUCCAAAAUCAGCUGUUUGCUAAAGCCCUCCCCUGAGUAGGAGUAGUCCAGUCAUACUGGAGCAAGCAUAGCUGGAUGUGGCAGGUCUCUGAAGCCUGGCCUCUUUAUAUCUAGCAAAAAAAAAACAAAUUGAGGGAACUUUUUAAAAAAAAAUUUUUUGUCCCCCAAAGUCUUUAUAAAACUAAAAGGAAUAGUGUACUAAUCUAUUCUGAAAUUAGUGUUGGCUCUCUUUAUAAUGACAGUCUUUGUAACUACAGUCAAUGAGAAGUGAAAUCAAAGAUGAUUUGUUUCUGAAAUGCUUAAAUAUUGAGUUGCCAUUGUACUCUUGAUAUGUGUUGUGCAUGUUUGACAGGUGUAGGAACAGUAACAGAGCAGGGCGGGACUUAGGAUACUCUCUUCAUAUAUAUAUAUAUAUA